Corticium candelabrum is the source of this 720-nucleotide messenger RNA. RefSeq names its product dephospho-CoA kinase domain-containing protein-like. The record is from RefSeq and is a predicted model, not a curated record. Bases 20 to 697 code for a protein of 225 amino acids. Gene Ontology annotation, molecular function: dephospho-CoA kinase activity; ATP binding. Gene Ontology annotation, biological process: coenzyme A biosynthetic process. Lineage: Eukaryota; Metazoa; Porifera; Homoscleromorpha; Homosclerophorida; Plakinidae. The transcript has a single exon.
AGGUCACAUUCCUUAGGAUAUGCUCGUAGUCGGACUGACCGGAGGCAUUGCAACAGGAAAAAGUACAGUAUCACAUCUUCUACGUCGUCUUGGAUGUGCUGUCAUUGACGCAGACCAGAUCGCACGUCGUGUCGUGGACCCCAACAAACCCGCAUGGAAAACAAUCAGAAAGCAAUUUGGAAACACAAUCCUACUACCCGAUGGAAGUAUAGACAGAGAGAAGCUAGGAACGAUAGUAUUCAAUGAUUCAGCUAAGCGUCAAUUAUUAAACUCUUGCACACACACGCCCAUUUUUCGUGAAUUACUAUGGCAACUGCUGGUUAAUUUUAUUAAAGGGGAACAUCUGGUUAUAUUGGAUGUCCCAUUGUUAUAUGAGAGUGGAAAGCUUGUACACCUCACUCACAGGAUUGUUGUUGUGGCAUGCAGUCCAGAGGUCCAACUGCAAAGGCUCAUGCAAAGAAAUGGCCUGACUAAAGAUGAAGCAAUCAAGCGAGUCAAUGCACAGAUGCCACUCGACGAGAAGCGACGUCGAGCUACACAUGUGAUUGAAAACGAUCAGAGUAUUGAAGAUACAAGGCGUCAAGUAGAGGAAUUACAUAGAGAAUUAUGUGACUCGUGGAUGUAUAUUAUAGUUAGAUUUCUCAUUGCACUAUUCAUAGCUUUUCUCAUAAUAGCAAUUAUCUCAAGUUUCUCUUAGUUGACUGGAUACAACAGUAUCCG